Molecule: messenger RNA, 916 nt
Organism: Xenopus tropicalis (tropical clawed frog)
Lineage: Eukaryota; Metazoa; Chordata; Amphibia; Anura; Pipidae
Gene: mrrf
Product: mitochondrial ribosome recycling factor
Exons: 7
Coding region: 39-797 (252 amino acids)
Biological process (GO): translation
Cellular component (GO): mitochondrion
Source: RefSeq, marked provisional
GGAAGGCAGACAAGCAUACCAAAGGCGAAGAACAAGGCAUGGCUCUAAGGUGCUUGUGUAGACUGCAGCCUGUGGCACUCCAUUUCCGAACAGCAACAUCAUUGGGACCGCAGAGAAGUGCUUUAGCAGUAAAAUCGCAAGAACAUUCUAUAGCCUUUAUAAGUAGGCACCUUGCUACUAAGAAAAGUAAAGCCAAAAGUAAAGGACAAGUUCAAGCAAGAGUAAAUCUAAAUGCUGCCCUUGUUGAAGACAUUAUUAACCUGGAAGACGUGAAACAAGAAAUGAAAAGCAUACUGGAGAAUCUUAAAGAGGAUUUUACUAAAAACUUAAGUAUUCGAACUUCCCCAGGUGCAUUUGAUCACAUUACAGUAACCACAAAAGAUGGCAAAUUUCCAUUAAACCAGCUUGGACAAAUCUCCCUGAAGUCCCCUCAGCUUUUUAUAAUUAACAUGGCUAGUUUUCCAGAGAGUGCAACAGCAGCUGUGAAUGCAUUAAGAGAUAGCCAAAUGAACUUAAAUCCAGAACUUGAUGGAACAAUUAUUAGAGUUCCAGUUCCUCAGGUAACGCGGGAACACAGAGAAAAUUUAACAAAACUUGCAAAACAACUUACCAACAAGGCCAAGGACUCCCUACGCAAGGCUCGUACAGGGGCAGUACAGGAAGUAAAAAAAUGCAAGGAGGGAGUGUCAGAAGACAUAGUAAAACUGUUGGAAAAGCAGAUACAACAAAUGGCAGAUGACAUAGCAACUGAACUCGACAAACAGCUGGCCACCAAGACAAAAGAACUUUUGGCUUAAGAUAUUUACACUCUAGUGAACAGAAUCUUGUUGCUUAACAUGACUCUGAUUGGAAGAAUUUAAAUGUAAGCACUUGCAAGCUAUGCUAUUUUGCAAUAAAAAUAUGUUUCAUAGUGAAA